This is a messenger RNA of Fragaria vesca subsp. vesca, 1194 nucleotides long. Its product is annotated as mediator-associated protein 1-like. The record is from RefSeq and is a predicted model, not a curated record. Bases 1 to 1194 code for a protein of 397 amino acids. Gene Ontology annotation, cellular component: nucleus. Gene Ontology annotation, biological process: regulation of DNA-templated transcription. The transcript has a single exon. Lineage: Eukaryota; Viridiplantae; Streptophyta; Magnoliopsida; Rosales; Rosaceae.
AUGGCACCUAAGCGCCCGUCACCCUUGGACGAACCGCCGGCCGCUUCUUCAUCGGAGGAAGAGCAGGAAGCCUCAUCGGAAGAAGCAGCAUCCGGAUCCGGAUCUGAGGAGUCCGAAUCCGAAACCGAAGCUUCCGAGCCUCCGAAGACCACCUCCACGGCGAAGCCGCAACCGAAGAAGCCGGAAUCCGCCGCCGCCGCAAAGCCCCAGUCAUCUUCCUCCGGCGAGACGGAAACCGAUUCUGAGUCCGAAUCCGACGGCGAAAAUCUCGGCAACAGCAAAGUGCAUGUCAAGCCGAUCGCCUCCAAGCCCAUGGAAGCGGUCACGCCGCCGCCGAAGGCAACCAAGCCCAGAUCGAAGCCAGCUGCUUCUCCGGCGACAGCGAAAUCCGGCACCAAGCGGCCUAACGGCGGCGAGAGCGAGCUGAAUAAGGACUCGAAGAAGGCGAAGAAGAAGGGAGAUGAUCAGGAGGAGGAUGGAGUAGAAGAGGAAUCUUCGAAGAAAUCGAAACUGUUUCAGAGGCUUUGGAGCGAUGAAGAUGAGAUUAUUAUCCUGAAAGGGAUGAAUGAUUACGCCACGAAGAAAGGAGUGGAUCCUUAUGCUGACAUGGGUGCAUUCCAUGAGUUUAUCAAGAAAUCGCUGAAGGUGGAUGUGUCGAAGAUCCAAUUGCAAGAUAAGAUUAGGAGAAUGAAGAAGAAGUUUGAGAACAAUGUGAGGAAAAAGCACGAGCCGACUAAGCCUCAUGAAAAUAAGACUUACGAGCUGUCGAAGAAGGUUUGGGGAGGUGGUGAGGAUUUAGGUGGGAAGACGGAACAGCCCAAGGCUAAUGGGAAGGCGAAGGCUAAGAGUAAUCAGAAGGGUAACAGCAAGACUCUGGCUUCUAUGAAAGCUGAUCUGCUGGCGUCCCCGGAGCCUUCAAAGGAUGCUGAGAAGAGUGGAGCGUUUCUGAAGCGGGGUGCGUCUGGGAGUGUGUCGAGUGAGGUUAUUGGGUUCGAUAAGGGUUUCAAAGAGCUGGGGUUGUCUGAGACUAUUGUGCAGCAGGGGCUUGAGUUGAUUGGUGGAUCGAAAUGCGCUGCGCUGAAGGAUAAGUGGAACGAAUUGCAUGUUGCUGAACUGGAACUUUUUGUCAAGAGGACUGAGCUGAUGAGAAAUCAGGCCCAGAUGAUAUUGGAGGCCAUCAAGUCAGAUCAUUAG